UAUGAGAGGACUAUUGAGUCAGGACACAAGAUAGAACACAAUAUUCACUUCAUCAGCCUUGCAUCCACUUUCAGUCUCGGCAGAGCCAUUCCUAUAAAUCUUCUCAACUUUACUAGUUGAUGUGAUGGAGACUCUGAAGAAGCUUUGUGGGGGGUUACCUCUAAACCCUCUUCCACCAAACAACGGCAGAGACCCUAGCAUGCCUCACGCACCUGUCCGCACCCCAAACCUCACUGCGGAGGAGGAACGGCUGGCCCUGAAGAAUGCUCUGAGAUAUUUUCCUCCUGAUCUUCACUCCACUCUGGCUCCAGAGUUUGCUCAGGAGCUCAGGCAGUAUGGACACAUCUACAUGUAUCGCUUCUGUCCUACUGUGCGCAUGAGGGCUUAUCCCAUUGAUCAGUACCCCUGUAAAAUAAGACAUGCUGCAGCCAUCAUGCACAUGAUCAUGAAUAAUCUGGAUCCAGCUGUAGCUCAGUUUCCACAGGAGCUUGUCACCUAUGGCGGAAAUGGACAGGUUUUCAGUAACUGGGCCCAGUUCUGGCUGGUGUUUCAUUAUCUGAGUACCAUGAGUGAAGAGCAGACUCUGGUGAUGUACAGUGGUCAUCCUCUAGGCCUGUUCCCCAGCCUGCCCUCCUCCCCGCGCUGUGUCAUCACCAACGGCAUGGUCAUUCCAAACUAUUCCUCCAGGGAGAGCUACGAGAAGAUGUUUGCUCUAGGAAUCACCAUGUAUGGGCAGAUGACUGCUGGAAGUUACUGUUAUAUUGGCCCUCAGGGGAUUGUUCAUGGAACCAUGCUAACUGUGCUGAACGCAGGCCGGCGGUACCUUGGCACAAGUGAUCUGAGAGGUCGUGUGUUUGUGACAUCUGGAUUAGGAGGCAUGAGUGGAGCACAGGCCAAAGCUGCGGUCAUUGCUGGCUGUGUGGGAGUUAUUGCAGAGGUUGAUGAGGUUCCUUUGAAGAAGAGACAUGAGCAAGGCUGGCUAAUGGAGGUCACUAAGGACCUUGACCACUGCAUGAAGCGCAUCAGGGAGGCCAGGAGAUCACAAAUGGCACUGAGUUUAGGUUAUCAUGGCAACAUUGUGGACUUGUGGGAGCGUCUGUGGCAGGAGUAUGAGCGGACGGGUGAGUUACUGGUGGAUUUGGGUUCUGAUCAAACAUCUCUGCACAACCCGUUUAGUGGUGGAUAUUACCCAGUUCAGCUCAGCUUUAAACAAGCCAAUCACCUCAUGAACACUGACCCACAGCUCUUCAAAACCACUGUACAUGAAAGCCUCUGCAGGCAUGUAGCAGCCAUUAAUAAGCUUUCUGAGGAAGGAAUGUACUUCUGGGAUUAUGGCAAUGCCUUUCUUCUUGAGGCUAAGCGAGCAGGAGCUGAAGUGGAAAAGAGUGGAGCUGGAGCUACGGAGUUUAAAUAUCCCUCAUAUGUCCAACACAUAAUGGGUGAUAUCUUCUCUCUGGGUUUUGGGCCUUUCCGCUGGGUUUGUACCUCAGGAGACCCUGCUGAUUUAGCAACAACUGAUGGCAUUGCCACUGCUGUGCUUGAAGAGAUCAGUGCCUCAGUAACGGAGCUAGUGAGGCAGCAGUACAAUGACAACAUCUGCUGGAUCCGUGAGGCUGGGAAACACAACAUGGUGGUGGGCUCUCAGGCCCGUAUUCUCUACUCAGACCAGAAGGGAAGAGUAUCCAUUGCCUUGGCCAUAAACAAAGCCGUUUCGGAUGGGAGAGUUAAAGCGCCUGUAGUAAUAAGCAGAGAUCAUCAUGAUGUCAGUGGCACAGACAGCCCCUUUAGAGAGACAUCCAACAUUUACGAUGGGUCAGCCUUCUGUGCAGAUAUGGCUGUACAGAAUGUAAUUGGUGAUUCAUUCCGUGGUGCCACAUGGGUUGCUUUACAUAAUGGUGGUGGUGUUGGAUGGGGAGAGGUGAUGAAUGGAGGCUUUGGAUUGGUUCUGGAUGGCUCUGAGGAUGCUGGAAAAAGAGCCAGAACAAUGUUGAACUGGGAUGUGUCUAAUGGGGUGGCUCGAAGGUGCUGGUCAGGAAACUCAAAUGCCCAUGAGACCAUUCAGCUCACCAUGGAGGAUCAGACGCAGCUGCGAGUUACACUGCCUUACCACGUACAGGAUGAACGUAUACUAUACAGAGCACUGCACUGAACUACACCCCUCUCACAUCACCACACUUCUGUAAAAUAAUGAUUUUAACUGAAAGAAGAAGGUACAGUACAAGUUAUGACAAGUCAAAAAAAUCUCAGAACGUAUACCACCGUAUGCAAGAAAUCAAGUAUGGCAGUAAAAACCAGUCACAUCAGCAGGUUCUGAGAGGAUCCAUACCACAUACAACAUGCAAAACCCAUGAAUAAUUCACCCAUGUGUUCAUCUUUGAAGAUCAAAUAAAUGUGGACUAGUAACUUCACCAUA
Astyanax mexicanus (Mexican tetra) is the source of this 2413-nucleotide messenger RNA. RefSeq names its product urocanate hydratase 1 (gene uroc1). Gene Ontology annotation, molecular function: urocanate hydratase activity. Lineage: Eukaryota; Metazoa; Chordata; Actinopteri; Characiformes; Acestrorhamphidae. Gene Ontology annotation, biological process: L-histidine catabolic process. The record is from RefSeq and is a predicted model, not a curated record. The transcript is spliced from 19 exons. The coding region runs from base 125 to 2149 and encodes 674 amino acids.